AUGUCUCAGCAGGGCGCGAUGGAUGCCGAGGAGUACGCUCGCAGGGUGGUGAGCGUCGUCCAGAGGAGGAGCAGGCCCCUUUGGUUCUGGAGCGGGGGUUCCGUCGCCAUUGCCUGGCUCAUGUACUACUUUGUCCCGCUGCGCCUGAGGCUGUAUCUCAUGGCCAGGCGCUUCGGGCUGACGGGCAACAAGGUCAAGCUUCUCGGACAGGGUGCGGCCCAGAACCGGCCAACGGCCUAG
Metarhizium album ARSEF 1941 is the source of this 240-nucleotide messenger RNA. RefSeq lists its product as uncharacterized. NCBI's taxonomy places the organism in Eukaryota, Fungi, Ascomycota, Sordariomycetes, Hypocreales, Clavicipitaceae. The transcript has a single exon. Bases 1 to 240 code for a protein of 79 amino acids. The record is from RefSeq and is a predicted model, not a curated record.